AUGAGAUUAUUCUUGUUACUAUCCACAACAUUCCUGAUUACAUUCUGUUAUUGUGUUCCUCUAAAUUCUAAAGGAAAUGGUUAUAAAGUUACGCAGCAUUCUAGAGAAGUCAAUCCUGCUUCUAAACUUCCACAGGUGACUCAACCGAUUCCACAAAAAAAUGGCGAGUCUCUUCCAAAACCACAAGAAAAACGAAAUGUUCCAAAGACAAGCAUUGGAGUUCCUAAAUCUUUUCAACCACCUCAAGGGCAAGUUCAGGUAAAGACUGGCCAACCUACUCAGAGAGGUGUCCAGGAUAAACCAAAAGAAUCUCCUGAACCAGUACGGACUUCUCCACGGGUUCCUCAGAGGCAACAACAAACAGUAGCUUCAUCUACUCCUAAACCAGAAGAACUUACUCCUCUACCUGAUAUGAAAUCAAAGGUUGACGCUCCUAUAUUAAAGGUAGGGGAAUAUGACUUUUCAGUUCUGAAGUCAAAGGCAGACUCCACUAUAUUUGAUGCAGUUGGAGAUUAUGAAGGCGAACUUCCAGUUUUAAGGUUGACACCUAAGGCUGGGGUCACAGCGAAAAGACUUGUAUUUGAUGGUCAGACAUUUUGGACAUGUCAGGGUCCCAGUGAUGCAUGUUUGUCAGCCAUCUUAUACUUUGGAGAAAGCGGACCUGUAGCUGCUACAUACAGCGUUAAGGGAAGAAAGGUAUUCGAAGGCUACCGUAAAUUUGCGGAUGGAAAAUGGACUUCGGUAAAUAAGGAAGGUUUUAAUGAGCUACUUGAAGAACUCAAAAAAGACUUAGGAGAUGCUCCAGUACAGACUUCUCCACAGGUCCCUCAGAAGAAACCACGGGAUAAUGUGCAACCAUCUCCUCAACAAGCAGCAAAAGUAGAGACAGCUUCUGAAGUUAAGCAGGAACAAAGACCAGCUACAAAUCUCCAGGGCGAUGUCAAGAAAGAGCAAGACAGCAUGCAAGCUCCAGCUUCAUUAAAAACGGAAGCCAAAGAGGAACAGCCACUUACUCAAACUACUCCAAAAUCUGUCAAGGAUAAUGUAGAAGAGAAGGCAAAGCCUGCAGGCGAUGGGAAACCUCUCCAAGAGGUACCGAAAGAUGUAGCUGGUUCACAGGGUGAAAACCCUGAAGACAAAUCCACUAAGGAAGAAUCUCCUCAGGUUCAUACAACUAUUGAGGAGUCUCCAGUUACUCAGUCAGCUAAGCAAAGAACGGAUCAAUCUGCACCUGUUGUAGCCGGACCCAAGAAUGUUUUUUCUCCUUCCGGAGUGAUUGAUAUCUCAGCGUUAGAUAACGAGCGGUUUCAAUCCUUUGACUAUUUCUUUGUUGGUAACGCAAUAAAUCUCAUUGUUCCAAAGAAGGAUAUAACCGUUACAAGGUUAGUAGAUGGUGAGGGAGAUAUUUUCAUUCUGUCAUCCGGAGAAACUUUCCAACAUGCCAGAGUAUAUCUUAACAAGGAUAAGAAACCUGAACUUGUGUUGAUUACUAUCAGAACAUCUUCUAGCAUAUUACAGAAGGCCUACUCCAGGAGUGAAGCUGGUAAAUGGGUACCAUCUAAUGACAAAGAUGCCAAGAUUAAGAAUUUAAUGGUCACUAGUGAAUGGGUCCCCAACUUUGAAAUUGACCUUGCAUUACCUAGUAGCACUGAUAAAUGCACUGCUUUUGAAGUAGAUCUUCUAGGUGUGACAACUAAACACUUUUACCCUAGACCUGGUCAUGCUGUAGUAGGAGUAAGGGACGGAAAUAAAGUUUUAUGGGCUUCCAACCAACACACCAAGGAAGACCUUUGUGGGUACCAUGAUUAUUGUUUUUUUUGUCUUGUUUAUAAGAAAGAGAAUGUAGAACUACUGGAAAUGGCAGUUGUAGAGAGAAAUUUGAAGGCAAAGAAAUACUUUGAAAAGAAUGCUGAUGGUGAAUGGACUUCCAUUGAUAAGAAAGAGUUUGAUAGAAAGCUAAAUAAUCUCAAAACGGUGUGA
Theileria equi strain WA is the source of this 1980-nucleotide messenger RNA. Its product is annotated as signal peptide-containing protein. Lineage: Eukaryota; Apicomplexa; Aconoidasida; Piroplasmida; Theileriidae. The transcript has a single exon. Bases 1 to 1980 code for a protein of 659 amino acids. The record is from RefSeq and is a predicted model, not a curated record.